ACCAAGAUCUAACCAAACAACUCUCAUAUAUAUAUACGUCUCCUGCUGUAUAUAUAUAUUUACAAAGGCACCCUGUCGCUGUUACACAACUACAACUACUUCAUAUAACCCUAAUCGACCAUGGCCAGAGCUAAGAAGUCCAAGGAUUCGCAACCAUUGGACUUGAACAACUGUCAACCAUUGGAACACUUGCAACCCGUUCCUAAGACCAGAUCUGCUUCGAUCAUCUCGGUCGAGUCAACCGACUCUGAAGGUGGUGUCGUCGAAGUUUUGGCUCCUCCUCAAGUCAGAGAAUUUGAUGACUUGACUGCUUUUGAAGCUUUCGUCAGAGACGAAACAUGGGACAACGAUUUUGACUACUUCCACGGUCGUCUUAACUACUACCCACCUUUCAUUAUGAAAGAAUGUCACGAUAACUUGGACAAGAUCAAGCCAACCGCCAACAAGAACUCGAGAAAGUUCAAGAGAAACUUGCAACACCAUGUCGCCAGACACUUGAUCAAGGACUUGGAAAAAUGUUGCGGUUACGAAUUGCAUAUGGAUAAGUUCGACACCAUCGAAACUCCAAACAGAAUCACUUGGAAGUUUAAGGACGAAUCCGACCAUGGAUUCUCCAAGGAAGAAGAAGACGAGUAUAACAGACACUGGAGAUUGGAAUUGUCGGUUUCUUGUAACAACGAAAACCCAAUGGUUGAAGUUGACUACAAGGCCAUUCCAAUCUAGUUUUAUUUUUCCUUUCCUUAAAUCUCCGAUGAAGUGACUAGACUUCAUUAGAUUUAUUUCUACUUGUUUGUCUUUUACGAAUGAUAAUUACGAAAUUUACGUUUACGCCGCUCAUGUUUAUAUGUUAUUAUGAGAUAUACGUCAUUGUAUAUAAUUGAAUUGUAGCAGUUUGUAGGUAUUCGUAGAUACCAGUUGGUAUAAUUUGCUGAUUUAUUCCAAAGUCCGGUUAGGGGGUUGUACGAUUUGUCUGGACAUGUGACCCUUCCAAAAAUGGAGCAAUCGGAAUCUACCCCAAGAUUGUGGGGAUGGCACAAUGCCCAAAAUUCAAAAAGGGUGAACAAAAGUUAGAUUGGAGCCCCUCGCUGUACCCGGAUCAAGCCUCGUAUCAGUAUUACCUCAUAGGGGCAGUUUUUCAAGUCCAGAGAAGAAAUGCUAGUCCGAUUUCUAGGCUGUAUUAAUAUUACCACGUAGAUUUCUGGUAUGGCUUAGUAGUGUUUACGGCUUUGAAGUUUUGAAGUGGUUUCAGCUUCUAGCCAAACUGUCAUAUUGGGGAGUGGUGUUGACGUAAUUGUUUACAUAUUCUUGUAGAUUGUUAGUUAUGAAUCGUAAAAGUUCAGUCGACUCGUUAAGCAAGACACUUAUACUGAUAUUAUCCAUGGUUGUCUGGCUGAUGAGUCCGGGCAAUGAGAUCAAGAGUCUCAAGAGAUGUUCCACUCCAUAUACUUUGCUUUGUGUUUCAGUUGUACUAUUGAUCAAGUUUUGUUUCAAGAAGUUGAGAUACUGAAGAUUCUCGUAUUUGUACAAGAGCAUAAGACUUAGCGACUUGUUGAAGUACAACUCCAAGCCCAUGAUAAUCUCUUCAAGAAUGUCUUUCUGUUCUUGCUUCACUAGCUGUUCUUGUCGAUAGUCGGAAAAAUCCCGUAACAAAGUGGAUAUAGGCUUGGAACUGGGCAACUCCACAAUUUUCCGAUCCCGGGUAAUAUACUCCCAGUCGUUGAUCAACAAGUACUUCAACUCUUUGUUGAACUCGAGAUUUAUCAAGGAGCUCGAUUUCUUGCUCGAUUGACCUGAUGAAACUUUCUGCUUUUUGGAACUGGAAGCUCCAUUCUUCCCAUCUAUAGCGACACUAGACUCACGUUUUCGUCCAUUUCCACUUCCAGCAGCAGCUCUUGGACCAGCAGUGCCAGAACCGGAACCGGAGCCAGCAGAACCGGCAGUAGCAGAUGGAGUCGAGGAGGGUGUUGGUGUUUGCUUUUUAGUUGCUGCUCUCUUUCUCUUAUUCAAUUGGUCUAACUCCUUCUUCUUGAACUUAUUCUCUUCGUUAUACUCUAAGAUUCUUUCAGAAGUAACCCAUUCGUCCCAUUUCGAGUUCCAACCCUGGUAAUGGAGCAAGUACGUAUUCUGGCUGAGCAAGUCGACCCACUUGGUCAAUUUGGGGUUCUCUUCCAUCGACUCUUUCUUACCUUCACUGUUGAGUACGUGAGAGUCGUUUGCUCUACGCGUCUUGAGGAUUUUGGCCUCGUAUAUUAAGGGUCCAUGGUAGGCG
Molecule: messenger RNA, 2269 nt
Organism: Scheffersomyces stipitis CBS 6054
Lineage: Eukaryota; Fungi; Ascomycota; Pichiomycetes; Serinales; Debaryomycetaceae
Gene: UCF1
Product: Ucf1p
Exons: 1
Coding region: 121-723 (200 amino acids)
Biological process (GO): energy reserve metabolic process
Source: RefSeq, a predicted model, not a curated record